Microdochium trichocladiopsis is the source of this 982-nucleotide messenger RNA. RefSeq lists its product as uncharacterized. NCBI's taxonomy places the organism in Eukaryota, Fungi, Ascomycota, Sordariomycetes, Xylariales, Microdochiaceae. The record is from RefSeq and is a predicted model, not a curated record. The coding region runs from base 204 to 866 and encodes 220 amino acids. The transcript has a single exon.
AUGGCCGCAGCGCAGCGCCCCUGUUUCGACUCUCGCCCUGCUUCUAGAUCUGCAUCCAGUCCCCGAAGCUGGGAUUCCUGGAUCAGUAAUGCGGAGUGCAUGUAUUGAGGGACCUAGACCUCGAAGAUUUUCGAGCAUCUCCAGGAGGCCGAUUUCUGCAGUGGGCGUGGACAGAAGUAGACCGCGCGAAGCAAUCCUCGGGGAUGGUCAGAACUCCAUCUUGGGGGAUAACUCGGUCUUUCCAUGGAGGACUGGGUGCAUGUUUUUGUUCGCAGGCAAUUUGCAUGUAUCGAUCCAAGCCUGGCAUGACUGAGUGGCAAAGAGUCAACAACAAUAGGAGACUACUGAGCGGCAGGACCCCCGCUUGUCGUCGUAAUGGACGCGUGGCGCCGUGGUCGGGGCAGCCGUCGCAGUUACUCAACUCAUUCCUUGGCGACAAGCAUGCCAGUUCUAGAUCUCUGUCCCGCGACUCCAGCGUCGGGCCAAUCGCUCUGGUUGCUCCGGGCUCAGCAACACGGCCAGCCAGUCCAGCUCGGCUGAUGUGCGAGGAGGUUGCGCUCCUGGCGUUAGGGCGAGGGCGCCAGCGACGCCACGUCCGCGCCCAUGGAGCUGAACUUUGGCCGGAGCCCCUCGUGGCAUUCCCACGUUCGCUCACUAAGGCGGCCUUAGCUUGCGCAGCUGAGUUACAGCGGCCGCCUUUGUCCGAUAAGCUGCGAUGGCAUUUCUCUGUAGCGGUUUUUGGUUGGAGCUUCUUAUAUACUCGCUUGGUUCUGUGUUUUGCUCGUCUCCGUGUUGCUCUCAGCUCUUCUCCUUAUUCCGCUUUUCGGCUUGCCGACAACUACAUCGAGCUUCGUAGCUUCUCUUAACUCAACGAGCAAGUGCAAGGUCAAAGAUCGACACAUUUCUUCGUGUACUUCUCAUACUACUUCCUAUCUUCGGAAACCACAAGAACGCCUACAUCUCAGUUCACAAACCACCAAAC